AUGAUGAGCGUAUCCAAGCCUGUCAAGAUCAAAACCGUUUUAACCUGCAUUUGCAUAUUUAGAUUCGCGUCAGUUACAGUAGCUGAGACGCCAUUGGUUUUUACCACAUCUGGAUUGGUUGCCGGGAACCGACGGACGGUGAGCCAGCGUGAGGUCGAUGUUUUCAGUGGUAUUCCGUUCGCACAGCCUCCCGUGGGAAAUCUUCGCUUCAGGAAACCAAUCCCAGCUGCCUCCUGGAACGUAACGUACAACGCCACGAAUAAGCCGACGCCAUGCAUCCAACUCUACGUGGGCCUCUCUGAAGCAGCUAGUGUCAAUUACUCGAAUACUUCCGAGGACUGCCUCUAUCUGAACAUCUGGAGGCCAGCUAGUGUCUGCAACGGAUUAACGAAGUGCCGGGCGAGGUUGCCGGUGGUGGUUUUCAUUCAUGGUGGCGCAUUUCAAUGGGGAGACUCCUCCCUCCCUGCCUAUGACGGCAGCAACUUUGCGGCCACGUGCAACGCCGUUUUCGUGAGUUUUAACUAUCGUCUCGGGUUCUUCGGAUUUUUGUCACUCGGCACGCCCGAACUUCCCGGUAAUGUAGGCCUUUGGGAUCAGACCCUUGCGCUGAAGUGGGUGCAUGCCAACAUAGGCUACUUCGGAGGUGACUCAGAGCACGUGACGCUGUGGGGACACAGCGCUGGAGCUGCGUCCGCAGGAUUUCAUGCCGUCUCGCCUCAUAGUAAAGGCUUGUUUGACAAGCUUAUUCUGCAAAGUGGUACCCCUCUUUUUACGAUUCUCACAGUGUCUCACAAGCGAGUUGCGAGGUUUUUAGAGAUCUCAAGUGCACUUGGAUGUUAUAACUUCUCAAGGGAGUGGAUGUCUCAGGUGCCCGAUAUGAUAGAUUGCCUAAGAAAGAUAGACGCGCGUGAGAUAGUUGAAACAAUUUGCGCGGAAGCUCCACUUAGCCGAGUCUACCCUCCGGGCCACGGAGAUGCAUUUCUGCCAAACGACCCACUAGUGGAGGAUUCGUGGGAAAACUUAAACGUCAAGAGCAUUUUCGCAGGACACACCUCAAACGAAGGCACACUAGUUGUGCGCUACCUGCGCCAAGUGGUGCCUCAACUGAACAAUGUACAGGACAGCGACUACAGGUUCGCGAUGACUCUCGUCCUAUCGGGUCUUCUGGAUAUACCUGCCUCGGCUGGAAGAGAAAUUAUUAAGGCUUAUUUCGGGGACUACGACGUUGUUCACGAUGACGAAACUGUGUUUGCAAUCAUGGCCGAGGCCAUCGGAGACGUGGUGUUUAACUGCCCGGCAAACUUGUUGACUUCGAAGGCAUCGAAGCAGGGAAGAGGCGCUUACAAGUACGUGUUCGCUCAUCGACCUUCGUUCAGCCGUUGGCCAACUGAUGUUGGAGUGGGCCAUGCCGAUGACUUGCCCUUUAUGCUAGGGUCUCUAGUCACUCUCAGUGGUGCACAGAAUCGAGACUCUGCUUUGACGGGACAAUCAGCUGACGUGCCCACCCGCACAAAGGUUUCACCGCAAGAGUUGAACUUCACAAACGACCUGCUGCUGCUGAUGUCAUCUUUCUUAAGAACAGGGUGGGUUUCGGAAGGCUUUAUGUUUUUUUGCAUAAUAUGCUUCGGUUAA
This is a messenger RNA of Ixodes scapularis (black-legged tick), 1632 nucleotides long. RefSeq names its product acetylcholinesterase-1-like. The record is from RefSeq and is a predicted model, not a curated record. Bases 1 to 1632 code for a protein of 543 amino acids. Gene Ontology annotation, cellular component: plasma membrane. Gene Ontology annotation, biological process: acetylcholine catabolic process; choline metabolic process. The transcript has a single exon. Lineage: Eukaryota; Metazoa; Arthropoda; Arachnida; Ixodida; Ixodidae. Gene Ontology annotation, molecular function: acetylcholinesterase activity.